AUGUCACAGAUCCCAGCAGGCGCCGAGGGCACGGUGGCCGGCGUGAUGCUCUACUGCUGCCUCUGCUUGAUCGCCAGCCUCCUGCUGGUUUGGCUGACAUGGACGCACCAUGAGCGGACGAGCUAUGUCGCGAUUCUCUCGUACUUUGCGACGCUCAGCACCACGGCCUCCCUCGUCCAGCAAGUAUACGACAUUACGCGGUACCAUGGUCUCGUCGAGGAACAGUUUGAGAACCGCAAAAUGCACCCUCACAAUCCCGAGGUUGCCAUUGCCAAUGGAUCCGUUGGCGUCAGCCUCGUGUUGUACUACAUCCAAUAUUAUUGCUACGGCGUCGAGGCCAUGGCCGCUUCCCUUGCCCAGUCUGUAUAUGGGCUAUCGUCCCGACCGAAGCUCAAGAACAUCCUUCGCCGCAUCAACCGCGGAGGAAAACUAGCGGCGAUACUGUUUCCCCUGGUCACCACCCUCCUCCUCCGAGUACCUCAAGUGCAAGACAAGUUUGUGUCAUUCAUCCUACUUGCCGACCUGCCACUCAUGCUUAGCCUCUUCUUCGGCUGCAUCCUCAUGAUCGCCAUCCUCGGUCGCUACAUCCACACGAAGCGCAAAUUCGUGCACUGGAGCCACGAUGAAGCCUCCUCCACCGGGCACGACCUCUCGGCACUCGGAGGAGGCCGCGGCACCGCAUCGACCGCACGCCCGCGACACAAGCGAAAGGGAAUCUGGGACCGCUGGCUCAUGGUCCGCUUCACCAUUGCGUUUGGUGCCCUGAGCGUCUUCGAGGUCACAAACACCCUCUUCCAGCUGCGUUCCGUCACAAAUGCGCAGGACGACUCGGCGGCGCGCGCGCCUGACUUGUCCGCCGAGAAAGUCAGGGGCUCCUGGGUCUUCUUCAUGCCCGGUGCCACGCCGGGGUUGCUCAUGUUCGUCGUAUUUGGCACGACGGCACCGUUGAGAAGGCACAUGUACGAGACCUUUGUGCCGCGUCGAUGGCGGAGGCAACAGCAGGAGGGAAGGGAGAGCCCACCGGAUCCGGCUGUGCCCCUGGAAAGACGGUGGUCGGAGCGCGCGCCUACACCGCCACCAAAGGAUUGGCCGGUCUUCGUUGAAGUAAGGCGACUGCCGGUUCAGGACAAGAUGGGAGGGUCGCGACGACCCGGCAGUGACGAGGCGCCCAUUCUGGCUGUCAAGCGACAUGAGGAGCGGCAUGGUGGACGAGGCUGGGGAGGGAAACAUACAUGUAACGAUCGUCGAGCCUGA
Emericellopsis atlantica is the source of this 1254-nucleotide messenger RNA. RefSeq lists its product as uncharacterized. The record is from RefSeq and is a predicted model, not a curated record. The transcript is spliced from 5 exons. The coding region runs from base 1 to 1254 and encodes 417 amino acids. NCBI's taxonomy places the organism in Eukaryota, Fungi, Ascomycota, Sordariomycetes, Hypocreales, Bionectriaceae.